Oppiella nova is the source of this 836-nucleotide messenger RNA. NCBI's taxonomy places the organism in Eukaryota, Metazoa, Arthropoda, Arachnida, Sarcoptiformes, Oppiidae. The record is from the annotation of a GenBank genome assembly.
GGAUAAUAAAGUUUUUGUUUAUCGUACUUAAUUCAGUAUAAAACAGUAAGACUAAAUCCAUAAAAUAGCUCUUUAAGUUUAGUUAUUUUAAAUUAUAUCAUUAGUAUAGUAUUUUUAAAAUGUCCAUGCUCCGUAAUACUACGUGCUUUUUGCUGUUUGUGUCGCUGGUAUUUCAAGUAUCACAGGCCGCGACUGUGGGUAACAGGACAAAUGCCCAGGCCAACUCACCGCGCACAUUACUCGCCAUACUAAACUCGAACAUAAUGAACCAGGGCAAUCGCAACACGUGGAUCAACGCGGCUAUUAACAAGUUCCGGUUUAAUUUUGAGAAAUUGCAAUCAGCUCAAAUUCCAGAGGCACAACUAUACACGUACACGAGUGGGAACCCGGGCCAAACCCAGAACUGGGGUCCGGCUCAAAAAUUGAAAUACAUAUCAUUUUCUCAGGAAACGCCCCAGCACAUUAAUUUUGAAACAUUAUUAACAAACGGACACAAUAUGUUUCAAGGCAAAUCCGGUCCAAGUGUCUACACUAUAUUAAUUGGCGGUCAUAGCGUGGACCCUGCUAACACGCUGGCCAAAGUAGAGUCAUUGGCAAAUCAACUCAAAGAACAGCAAGUUAAGAUAAAUGUAGUGGAGUACCCAGCGAUUACCCAAAACCGAGAUUUUGCCCUUGGUCUGUUUAACAAAGCCGCAUCGGUCACCGGGGGCAAAGUAUCGUCAGUAGCUGAGCAUGGUAAAUCGUUUGCCAGCGCCCUGGAGCUAAUACACGCCAUCGACUCGGACGUGAAACUGUACCGGAUCAUUGCCGAAAAGGUGUUUGACGAUCUAAGGCCC